AUGUCAAAUUGGAAUGGAUAUACUUUCAUAAUGAUCUGCUUGGUGCAUAACGUCUCUCCAUUUGCCAACGAAAAGGGUUUGCUGAAUAAAGGGAAGAUGCUUGAAUAUGUUCAGAUGACAGAAGGCAUCUCUGCAGAAUGGCUUUUGAUAUCGCUCAAUUACGUAAGUAACGGUGAACUGGAUCGGAAUCGCAAUAUUAUUAAUUUUACUAUUAAUUUAAUUGACCAAUUCGGUGUUAGCACAGAAGAUAAGGCUCAGGAUUAA
Messenger RNA from Acaulospora morrowiae, 264 nucleotides. Lineage: Eukaryota; Fungi; Glomeromycota; Glomeromycetes; Diversisporales; Acaulosporaceae. The record is from the annotation of a GenBank genome assembly.